Messenger RNA from Megalops cyprinoides (Indo-Pacific tarpon), 5258 nucleotides. RefSeq lists its product as uncharacterized. The transcript is spliced from 14 exons. Gene Ontology annotation, molecular function: cadherin binding; calcium ion binding. Lineage: Eukaryota; Metazoa; Chordata; Actinopteri; Elopiformes; Megalopidae. Gene Ontology annotation, biological process: cell morphogenesis; cell-cell junction assembly; calcium-dependent cell-cell adhesion. The record is from RefSeq and is a predicted model, not a curated record. The coding region runs from base 408 to 5144 and encodes 1578 amino acids. Gene Ontology annotation, cellular component: plasma membrane; catenin complex; adherens junction.
GAGAGACGGAGUAUACGUGAUGAGAGAUUUGAAGACAGUCGUUUUAUUAUAGGGAAGAGAGGAACGAGAGAGAGGCGAGAGAGGACGAUAACAGCGUCCCCCCUGUUCGUAUUUGACUUAGUCCUUGACAUAAACAGACAGCGAGAAACUCAAAAGCCAAUCAAUCUACGACCGGCACCCGAAGGUAGAUCUAACCGAGAGCCAAAGCAAGACGAAGCGAUAAAAAGGAGGAAGUCUCACUGAGAGGAGCGCGUGAUGGAGGGGUGAGAAGGAAGGAUGGAACAAAAGAAGGACAGAGUGAGAGAAUGAACAAAACGAGAGAACAAACUGCUCCCCUGAUCGGCUGCUCUCACGGCUGCUGCCGCUCUCUCCAGGUCUGGGUCUAAAAACUUCGUGAAAAAAAGAUCAUGACGGGAAGAGUGCUGCUCCUGUUUGCUGCUCUCUGUGUAGGGGCGGGGCUUUGCGGAGCGGCGGCUGUCACGAAGGUUGUCAGGAGAAGAGGCGUACGGACUCACGCACCAAUGGUGGGUGGGAAGAAACCGACGGACCAGUGGGAUUCAAGCAUUGAAGGGAAGGCGGUCCCACCGCUGAAGCUCAGCGGUCUGAUUGGCCGUGCUCCAGCGGGCGACACCCAGUUGGUUAUUCAAACGGGAAUGGCCCAGAGCAAUGAAGCGGCUCUGGUGUCCAACAGCAACGCAGUCCCAUUUGAAAGUGCACACUCUGCUCUGAAGCUGGAGCAGGAACCUCUUCAUAAUCAGGAUUCUCCCCUUCUCGUGUCGGAGGAGAGAGGGGGAGUGGAUCUGGCCUGGGGUGAGGCCCAGAACGGCACUCGCGGCUCCGGUUCGCCCUCUGAGCAGGACCGAAACGACAAAGCGCUCCACCGUAAGCUGGACCUCGGCGCCCGUUACAAUAAAACCCGAUUCAAACCCCUCAUCCGAUCCAGAGCGAGACCAGAUCUGACCGUUUACGCCCCAGCCUCACAGGCGAGAGGACUCAUCUUAGAUCUGUCCAGAAAGUCUAACUUCAGCGUGAGUCACGGCCCCCUGAUAGCAGGACUCAGGGAGAAGGUGGAGCGCAGAGCCAAAGCCCAGCCGCAGGGACAGACUGCCGGGGGGCUGAGCUCCCACAGCUGGCCCGGAAGGAGCCGGAAACGAGAUUUGAUUGGCUUCAAUCACAGCCAAUCGGAGACGAGUCUCUCAGAGCAAGAGCAAGAGAGAGCAGUUACUCUCGGUUUGCCUGGUGUGAGUGAUCAAACAGUGCACCCACAUCCAAUCCCAGACACGAGUGCUGUCAUGGGCUCAAACCAGCCUGCUCACCCUGGCAGCGGUGUGGUGGGUGAUGCUGCCGGAGGUUUUGCGGAGAGGGUGAAGGAGGCAGUGAGUUCAGACGAGGAUCCCCCAUCGAAGAGCAAACGCUACCCGGCUCACACCACACUGACCUCCAACACGGAGUCCAUCCUUCUGCUGACGGAGCACACCCCCACCCUGCCCGUCACCCCGGGGCUGCAGGGAGAGAGGAACCAGAGCAGCGGGUCCCACAACGGCAGCGAGCCGGACAACGGGGCCGGCCACGGCGAGGAACCGCAGUCCAGAACCAGCGUGGUCCCUGCCGACGGGUUGGGCCACGUCCUCAGACUGCGGCCGAACCCCGAACCGGACUGGGGUGCGCACGCAGAGGGGGUGGGGGGCGGGGUCACCGUGGACUCCUGGCUGGACGCCGCAGGCCUGGUGUUUGAGGAGGCGGAGGAUGGGCGGGGUCAGGGAGGGGCAGGGUCUCGGUCCCGCAGCAGGCGGAGCUGGAUCUGGAACCAGUUCUUUGUGAUUGAGGAGUACAGCGGCCCCGAACCUGUGCUCAUCGGGAGGCUGCACACAGAUAUGGACAGGGGCGAUGGACGCACCAAGUACAUUCUUCGAGGAGAGGGAGCGGGGUCGGUGUUCGUGAUCGACGAGAAGACCGGCAACAUCCACGUCACCAAGCCCCUGGACCGGGAGGAGAAGGACGAGUACCGUCUGAUCGCCACGGCGACAGACCGCCAGACUGACCGCGCCCUGGAGCCCUCCUCCCAGUUCAUCAUCCGGGUGCAGGACAUCAACGACAACCCGCCCGUCUUUGAGGACGGGCCCUACAGCGCCACCGUGCCCGAGAUGGCCAACAUCGGUACGUCCAUCAUCCAGGUGACAGCAACAGAUGCAGAUGACCCCACCUAUGGGAACAGUGCCAGGCUGGUGUACACACUGAUCCAGGGUCAGCAGUUCUUCUCGGUGGAUCCUCAGACAGGUAUUCUGCGCACGGCGGUGCCUGACAUGGACAGAGAAACGCAGGACGAGUACCUGGUUGUCCUGCAGGCCAAAGACAUGGGGGGCCACCUGGGGGGUCUGUCAGGGACCACCACAGUCACAGUGAAGCUCAGCGAUGUUAAUGACAACCCCCCUCGCUUCACGCAGAGUAUCUGGUCGUUCUCCGUGUCUGAGCUGGCGGUGCCAGGGGCGGAGGUGGGUCGUCUCUCAGCAAUGGACGCAGAUCUCGGGGACAACGCCAAGCUGGAGUAUACCAUCCUGGAGGGGGAGUCCGGGGACACCUUUAACAUCACCGGACUGAACCAAGAGGCCAUCAUCAUCCUGAACAAGGCUGUGGACUACGAGAGUCGCAGCUCUUACUCGUUCUCAGUGGAGGUGCUGAACCCCUCGGUGGAUCCACGCUUCCUGCGCCGCGGGCCCUUUAAGGACCGCGCCUCCGUCAGGGUGGCCGUGCUCGACGCCGACGAGCCCCCACGCUUCUCCCGCGCCCGCUACCGACUGGACGUCUCCGAGAACUGCCCCCCCUCCUGCACCGUGGGCCGGGUCAGCGCCGUCGACCCCGACACCGGCCUCAACAGCAACAUCAGGUAUUCCAUUGACCCGCAGUCGGACCCAGAAGCUCUGUUCCGCAUCUCCCCCGACAGUGGGCUCAUCGCCACGGCGAUGGAGCUGGACCGCGAGCACGAGCAGUGGCACAACCUGACCGUCAUCGCAACGCAGAGAGACAGCCCCAACCAGGUGUCCAGGGUGGUGGUUGCCAUAGAGACGCUGGACGUGAACGACAACGCCCCUGAACUGGACAGGCAGUACACGACCGCGCUGUGUGACUCUGCCACUGUGGGACAGGUGGUUCAGGUGUUGCGGGCGAUCGACAAAGACACAGGAGGGAAUGACACUGCUGUUCAUUUCAGCAUUCCUGCAGCGUCCAGCGCGGCUCAGAACUUCUCUGUGCGGCAGAGCGGAGGCCCCACUGCCAGCCUGGUGCUACUCUCCCCCCUCCCUGCCCUCUCUCGCUCGCCCUCGUCCUCCCUCUCCCUGCAGGUGCCGCUGGUUCUGAAGGACAGCAUGUCGGGCCUGACCAGCACGGGGACGGUCACCGUGUCCGUCUGUCCCUGCCUGCGGGGCGGGGCGCGGGCCGAGGAGAAGGACGGACAGACGGCGGAAGAGUGGGAGAGAGAGACGGUGUGCCUUCCCAUGCCUUCCUCCUCCCCCUCUCCCGGGCUCAGUACCGCCGCCCUGCUGGCCAUCCUGGCCUGUGUGGCCACGCUGCUGGCGGUCAGUGCGCUCUCCCUCUCGCUGCGCAGACAGAAGCGAGAUUCUCUCUCCCCGUUAGAGGAGGAUGAUGUCAGAGAGAACAUCAUCACCUACGACGAUGAGGGCGGGGGCGAGGCCGACACCGCCGCCUUCGACAUCACUGCCCUGCAGAGCGCCCCCCACGGCACACACAGGGGAUACCGCACACUGGACAGCAGGAACAUACGGUUCUCGCAGCAGAAUCAGGAUAAGAGUGGGACGUACAGCUGGGCUCAGAGCGGGGGGGUGGAGGGGCAGUACCCGGGCCCCGCCCCGCUGUACGGGAGGCUCUGCUACAGCAGCCACACCCUGCCGUCGCUGCGCCACGCCCGCGGGCCCUUCGGACCGGGCCCGGGCCUGUCCCAGCUCGCCUGCCCCUUCCCCAUCGGCCCGCUCGACCACUCGCUCAUCAUCCAGAACCAGGGAGCACUGCUGGGCCAGGCGGAGCCGCAGGGUGAGCGGGCCGGGCCCCCCGCCGCCGAGGACCGGACCCCGCACAGCACCGACACCAGCGACAGGGAGCCAGAACCCAAAACACAACCGGACCCGGACCAGAGUGCCAACUGGCAGAACCACAGCCUCCCCCAGACCCAAACUGACCCGCCCGCCCCCCUGCAGGUUCCGCCGGAGUCCCUCGCUAAGGACCGGACUCUGGUGCAGACCCGUUCGGGCGUGGCAGGCCCUGCCCAGGGCAGCUGGGCGUGUGACUCUGCCACGCUGCCGUCGGCCGGCCGCCGGGCGUCCCGGGCGAGUCUCUCCCCGAAGCGGACCGGCGGGGUGCUGGAUCCCGCCCCUCCCGCCGUCGCCAUGGAGGUGAAGGGCCACGGUGAUGCCCUGAGCCGCGGUUACGCCAGCGUCCUGCACGGGGAUCUGCCGAGAGAGUACCCAGGCAGCCUGGGAAGGGGUGGGCGGGGCCUGGGCACAGGCUUCAUGGUGGCGAGGCCUGAGAUGGAGGGAGGGAUAUCUGUGACCGGGACUACUUGUGGGCUGUACCCUGAAAGGGCGGGGUUUGUACCGGACUGGCGUGACCGGGUGGGGCUGGGGACGUACACCCUGGGGAGGAGGGAUAUGACCCCUCAGCUGUUACCCUUCCCGGGGCAGAACAGGGCCAUGAUUGGGCAGCUGGGGUACAGAGGAGGGUGGGGUUUGGGGGCGGAGCCGGGGAGGGGCGGGGCUAACUCCCUGGCCCUGAGGGUGGGGGAGUUCCUGCGGCUGCGCCUGGCCCAGGUGACCUUUGACCCCACGCAGCCGCCGUACGACUCGGUGCAGAUCUAUGGGCUGGAGGGGGAGGGCUCUCGGGCGGGCUCUCUGAGCUCGCUGGAGAGCGAGGGGGAGAAGGAGGGAGACAAGGAGUGGUUCGGGGGGGUGGAGGAGUGGGGGCCGCAGUUUCAGAGGCUGGCUGAGCUCUUCAGGGAGAGGGAGCGAGAGAAGGAGGAAGAGAAGGAGAAGGAGGGGGAAAAAGAGGAAAAGAAGGAAGAGGUGGCCAGGGAGGUGGAGAAGGAGGUGGAGAAGUCUGGGGAUUCGGACAAAGAGAAGGAUUUAGAAAGAAAAUGAGACAGGGAGGAGAGAGAGAGACUGAGAGACAGAGAACAGAGACAGAGACAGAGAACAGAGACAGAGAAGAAUGGGGAAGACCAGGCCAGUAGCUGAGAGACAUGGAAGGAGAGU